UGACAAAAAGAGAAGAUUAAAGUAAAGAGAGAAGCAAGAAGCAAGAGCCAAGAGAAGAAUUUGAAGGAGUAUCUACAAAAAGUUGAGGAGAAGAAAAGGGAGAUCCGGUCAAGAGUCUAAAAUUGUUUCUUCUUCUUUAGUUUGUGGAUUUCACCUCUUAUUCACACAAGUUCAAAUGAAGGCUCUUAUUCUAGUUGGAGGAUUUGGAACUCGAUUGAGACCGCUUACAUUCAGCAUGCCAAAACCCCUUGUUGAUUUUGGUAACAAGCCCAUGAUUUUGCAUCAGAUUGAAGCACUAAAAGCUGCUGGAGUUACUGAAGUUGUAUUAGCUAUCAACCACCAACAACCAGAGGUAAUGUUGAAUUUUGUGGAAGAAUAUGAGAAGAAGCUUGAGAUGAAAAUCACCUUCUCCCAAGAAACCGAACCCCUCGGGACAGCAGGGCCUCUCGCCUUGGCUCGUGAUAAGCUCAUCCACGAAUCAGGCAAACCCUUCUUUGUGCUAAACAGCGAUGUUAUCUGCGAAUAUCCACUCCUGGAGAUGAUCGAAUUCCACAAGAAUCACGGCGCUGAAGCUUCCAUCAUGGUGACCAAAGUAGAUGAUCCUUCAAAGUACGGUGUGGUGGUUAUGGAGGAAGCUUCCGAAGCAGCGAGAGUCGAAAGUUUCGUUGAGAAACCAAAAUAUUUUGUCGGGGACAAGAUCAACGCUGGGAUAUACCUCUUGAACCCGUCUGUGCUCGACAGGAUCGAGCUCAGACGGACGUCGAUAGAGAAAGAGAUAUUCCCCAAGAUCGCUUCGGAGAAGAAGCUUUACGCCAUGGUGCUACCAGGUUUCUGGAUGGACAUCGGUCAGCCGAAAGAUUACUUGACGGGGCAGAGAAUGUAUCUCAACUAUCUGAGAAAGAAUGCGCCGGGGGAGCUUUUAGCGUCGUCGGGAGAUGACGUGGUGAUCGGGAACGUUAUGGCGGAUGAGACCGCGGUUAUAGGGGAACGAUGCUUGAUAGGACCUGACGUGGUGAUUGGUGCUGGAUGCGUGAUUGAAUCGGGUGUGAGGUUGUUUGGUUGCACCGUGAUGAGAGGUGUGAGGAUCAAGGAGCAUGCUUGUGUGUCUGAUAGUAUCGUGGGGUGGGACUCGACCGUUGGAAGUUGGGCUCGCGUAGCUGACGUGACAGUUCUCGGGAAAGAUGUUCAGGUCGCCGAUGCAGAGGUUAUACAAAUGUCUGCGAAGCCAGAGAUCAUACAAAAAGUGUGAUUCAUACAACGCGCGUGUGUGUGUUUAUGUUAUUUGAAACCUCUUUGAUUAGCUCUUGUAGUAUGGUUUUAUACAGGUUGAUCAA
Messenger RNA from Brassica oleracea var. oleracea, 1334 nucleotides. RefSeq names its product probable mannose-1-phosphate guanylyltransferase 3. NCBI's taxonomy places the organism in Eukaryota, Viridiplantae, Streptophyta, Magnoliopsida, Brassicales, Brassicaceae. Gene Ontology annotation, biological process: GDP-mannose biosynthetic process; cell wall mannoprotein biosynthetic process. The transcript has 4 exons. Gene Ontology annotation, cellular component: cytoplasm. Gene Ontology annotation, molecular function: GTP binding; mannose-1-phosphate guanylyltransferase (GTP) activity. The record is from RefSeq and is a predicted model, not a curated record. Bases 176 to 1249 code for a protein of 357 amino acids.